Messenger RNA from Closterium sp. NIES-65, 408 nucleotides. NCBI's taxonomy places the organism in Eukaryota, Viridiplantae, Streptophyta, Zygnematophyceae, Desmidiales, Closteriaceae. The record is from the annotation of a GenBank genome assembly.
AUGAGCACUCCGCGCCUGGUACUCGCGACGAGCGGGUCCGUGGACAACGCGGGCGUGGGCGUGAGUCCCAUCAGCCCCGGCGGCCCGUUCAGCCCCGUGAGCCCCAUCUCGCCGCUCAGCCCGGGCAUGGUGAGUCGCCAGCGCCUCAGCAGCCUGCAGGAGCGGCGGGGCGUGCCCGUGUCGAACCCUCUGCCUCGCCUGCUCAAGAAGCCCGCCUGGCAGCUGCUGCGUGGUGUCGAUAAGCAGUAUCGCAGCCCCACGGACAUGAUGAUGUCGCCCGUCUCACAGCAGCUCUCAGGGGUCACGCAUCCAAUGAGGCAGGUGGGGAGGAUGUGCCCACAGAUGGACAGCAACGGGCCGACUGCUCCUAUGGGAAUGAGCACCACAGCCACCACAUCACGGGGAUGA